This is a messenger RNA of Phoenix dactylifera (date palm), 2207 nucleotides long. RefSeq lists its product as uncharacterized. NCBI's taxonomy places the organism in Eukaryota, Viridiplantae, Streptophyta, Magnoliopsida, Arecales, Arecaceae. The record is from RefSeq and is a predicted model, not a curated record.
AAUAAAUAAAGUAAAAAUAAGGAUUUAGAAAUCUUUUCCCUUUUGAAGAAGGAAGGUGCAUUAAAGAAAAAGGUCACCCUCCCUAUCUUCCAAAUUAAUACUUAUCGGACUAAUUUUGAAGAGGAGUUCCGGACGUUCCUGGUACCAGAGUCUACUUUUUCUAUCGAACUUUGCUAAAUUGUGCCUCUUUUAAUGCUAUGCCUUUAAACAACCCUCGAGGCUUGUAGCCAAAUACCAUGCCUCCAUCUGUUUCCUGACUAUGUCGUUGACCUUCAAGCAGAUUAUUGCUGCCGAACUACAAGAUUCUAGUUUAGCAAAAGAAAAAAAAAAAAACUACAAGAUUCUUAAAUACACAACCCAAAAACACAAAAUUUCAUAUAUUAUAAAAUUGAAUGGCCCCACCGAUCCUCCAUACCAGACUUGGUAGAUUAAAAGUCAUAAUCUCAUCAAAGAAAAUAAAAAGGUAAGGAAGCUCAUUUAAUAAUAGGAAAUGCUACAACAACGUAACUUGGAGUAGAGCCUGGAUAAACAUGAUUUUUUCUGGUCAUUUACUUCUACUUCUUCCCAAUCCAAUUCAGUCUCUAGGUGAUUCUUUCCCAUCUAAACUCAACGCCACUCUUCCCCUAAAUCCUUUUAACCCCCCCUCUAACCUCCUCCCACCUUCAAACACCUCAUAACUUCUCUUCCAUCUCUCCACCUCAAUUCUCGAACAUAAGCUCAAAACAAGCAGGAGAGAGAGAGAGAGUUAUGAAGCCUCACCCGCCAUCUUCUCCUCCCUUCUCUCCUUCUCCACCCGCCCUCCGCCGCCUCUUGCCGAGAGCCGUCUCCUUCGUCCUCCUCUUCUCCCUCGGCUACACCCUCGGCUUCCUCUCCUCCUCCUCCUCCUCUCCCCCCGAGCCCCCCCAAUUCCACGUCCAAACGCAGUUCCAAUCCCAACCCGACAACGAAAUCCCGGUCACCACAUCGCAGCCGCCCUCGGCGGCGCCGCCGCACGACCUGCUCCGCUUCCGCACCAAGUGCGCCGACCCCGUCCCCCAGCCGGACAUCCUCCGCACGGUGCUCGACCGCGUCUACAACGGCAGCUCCCCCUACGCCGGCUUCCCCCCUCCGGCCAUCGCCCCGCUUCUUUACCCGCCAGCCCGCCGCCUCCGCGGCUGGGGCUCCACCACCCCCGUCUUCCGCGAGCUCGUCGAAACCGUCCGCCCCCUCACCAUCAUCGAGCUCGGCACCUUCCUCGGCGCCUCCGCCCUCCACAUGGCCGCCCUCUCCCGCAACCUCUCCCUCUCCUCCCUCAUCCUCUGCCUCGACGACUUCCGCGGCUGGCCGGGCUUCCGCCAACGCUUCCCUCGCGAUGUCCCCCCUCCCCUCCAUGCCGACGCCCUCCUUCUCCCCCAGUUCAUGCAAGCCGUCGCCGCCGCCGGCGAGGCCGACCGCGUCAUCCCCGUCCCCUUCUCCACGAGCUCCGCCCUCACCGCCCUCUGCGACUGGGGCGUCUACGGGGAUCUCAUCGAGGUCGACGCCGGCCACGACUUCCACUCCGCCUGGGCCGACAUCAACAUGGCCUACGCCGUCCUCCGCCCCGGCGGCGUCCUCUUCGGCCACGACUACUACACCUCCGCCGACGACCACGGCGUCCGCCGAGCCGUCACCCUCUUCGCCAAGCUCAACGGCCUCCGCCUCCGUCCCCACGGCCAGCAUUGGGUCCUCUCCCCCAAGCCACUCCACCUUUGAUCCUUCCAGUACUCCAUCCUUAUCUCUCCCUCUUUUUUUUUUUUAAUUAAUUUGCCUUCCUUUCUUUUGCAACAAUCCUCUGCCCACUACUAUUUUCUCACUUUCUUAUGUAAUUAUAAUUUGCCCCAUAUGAUACAAUAAUUAUAUGGCCGGCAAAACAAAUUUAAAACAAUUUUAUAUAGAGAGAGAAGAAGGGAGAAAUAGGGGGUUUAUAGAUGAUUACUUCAAGAGAAAAUAAAGAGCCAUGCAAUGUUGAUAAGGUGGUUGGGUUGCUUCCAUUAACAAGGCUUAUGGGAUCCAAGAAGGAGAAUGGUAUCGACUUUAUUAUUUUAAAAAUUAAACCCGGUUUCUUGUAUUAGUCUGAUCCGAAGGGAUUAGAUUGAUGUAUUGCAUAUAGUAGAUUUGAUUUGCCUUUGUUUUAUUUUUUUUUCCAAUGUAAUAUCUUAAUGAGAAGGGAGAUUGGAUUGCAUAGUUUA